GUAUCGUAGAAGGUGGUGCUUUACUUUGGCAGUGAUUGGCAGUCCGAUUUAUUCAUGUAGGACCAUUAUUUGUCUUCAUUGCGGCUACAUUUGGGUAAUUAGUCGGACCGCCCUGGGCCUCUACCAAGGUGUGCCUUCGGGGAGAAAUAAGCUACCUGAAACUAACUGGAUUACCAGUCCAAGUACAUGUGACAUUUCCCAUAAAACUAAAGAUUCCAGUUGAAGGAAAAUUAGAUAAAUAAAACAGAUUCCUCACUGUACAAUUAUAUUUGACAAGAUGAACACCGCAAUGUUUUGGUGUCCAUUAACCAUCGGGUGUAAACAAUGGUUGGUGUGAGGGGCUGAGCCAGGCGUUAGGAAGGUGACACUUGUGUGUUGAAGAGACCUAGACACUGAGAAGGUAAAAAAGGGGCGUCUAACACUUGGGAAACAAGACGUGUGUAGUGUGUUAGCGUUAAUGGACUGUGAGUGAUGGCGCCACGGUCGCCCCGCCUACCAUCUUGAAGCAUCAUCGCCAUCUUUAUUAGAGUCAUCAAAGGCCAGGCGAGGUGAAGACGGAGUGAUGCCUGCAACUUGUGUUGCUUAUAACUGUAGAAUUCGUCAGAAAAAGGGGACUGGAAUAUCGUUUCACAGGUUUCCCUUUGAUAGACCUGAGCUGCUAAAGGAGUGGCUGAAAAACAUUAAGAGAACAAAUUGGCAGCCUUCACCAACAUCCUUGAUAUGCUCAGCACACUUCACUCCUGACUGUUUUGAAGGGAGAGACCCAAGAUAUCGCCCUAAGCUAACUAAGCUAAGAUUUAAUGCAGUGCCGACAAUAUUUGACUUUUCAGACCACAUUCAGAAGAGUCUUUUUGCUGCCAGGAUGCCAUCAUGUGCAGCAAUUGGGUGUAAAAAUAGAAAAGAGAAAAAGGUAGACCAGAAUGCCAGAUAUCCUGAAAAACCAGCAAGGAGUAUACAUAGGUUUCCUGUGUCAGAUCCUCCUCUUUUAAGAAAGUGGCUGCAAGCAAUGAAGAGAGAUUUCAUUCCAAAUCGGCAGAGCUUCUUGUGUAGCGACCACUUUACUGAGGCAGACCUAGACAACACAGAUGAGAUUGUGCGCUUACGAGAGGGUGCUGUACCUUCAGUGUUUGACUUUCCUCCAUACCUUGCCAAUAACAAUGCUGGAUCACAAAAGCCUGAAGGGAAUCUACAGAGAGUUGGAGUGGCUGAAAGAGGAAUGGAUUCUCAUAAUUCACUUGAAAAGAUAGAUGAAGACAAUGGAGAGAAAAAGCAACAGCUCCAGACCUCUACCUGUGGACCUGCUCCUCAGUUUCUCAAAGACCCAGCGUGUGUUUUUACUGAUGAACAAGAAAUAGAGUUAGUGAAAUGUUUAAUGGAGGCUGAUCAAAUUUUUGAUGGGUUGAAUAAGAAAGAAGUUCGAAGGUUUAUAUACGAGUUUGCAGUAAAAUUUAAUAAAAUUAUCCAUAAUCCAGUUUGGGAUUUCGAUGGAUUAUGUGACACUGCGUGGUUCAAAAAGUUUAUUGAAAGACAUCCCAGUGUACCCAUAAGAAGGAGAGUUAACUCAAGAGCGGUUCGAAAACUUGAUUUCACAUCAUAUAAUAUAAAUGCCCUUCUUGACACAGUGCCAAACUUGAUACUUGCUGGCAAUAACCCAGUAAAACACUGUAGCAUUCAAUUUGACGAUGGUGAUGAGGACAAUAGUGAGAAAAAUAUGCGAAUUUCACCAGGGAGUUACUUCAUAAAGAGGGACCAUGCUUAUGCUGGUAAAAGUGCAAAUAAUCAUUUCAGACAUGAAUGGCUGUACAGUACAGCCCCAGACCAUAUGGAACAAGAUGAUAAUUUGUUAAAUAGAGAUGUGUCUGAGGGUGACGGCAGUGGGAACAGUGGAGGUUCUCUGAGUGAUGGCAAUGUUGGAGAAACUGUUUAUGUGAUGGAGGAGGAAGAUGUUCUUGUACGGGAGGAGAACUGUGUGUUUAUAAAGGAGGAAAAGGAUGUAUUUGGUAGUGAUAAAGAUACGCUAUUUAUAAAAAAGGAAAAGGACAUGUUUGUAGAUGACGAAGAAGAUGUUUAUGUUGAUGUUGACGGUCCUGUGUCAUGUGUAGAUGAAGAGAAAAUAUUUAUUACAAAAGAAAAUAAUUUGAUUGUGAAGGACGAAAAUGGCGGAUAUAUGAAGGGACAAAAGUGUGUGUUUCUCAAAGAUGACAUCGGGUUUAAUAAAGAAAGAGUACAUAUGUUCAUAAAACAAGAGAACUGUACGUUUUAAGAAAACAACAUUUAUAAAAAAAUAAAA
Molecule: messenger RNA, 2290 nt
Organism: Homarus americanus (American lobster)
Lineage: Eukaryota; Metazoa; Arthropoda; Malacostraca; Decapoda; Nephropidae
Exons: 5
Coding region: 563-2263 (566 amino acids)
Molecular function (GO): sequence-specific DNA binding
Source: RefSeq, a predicted model, not a curated record